UCAUAAGGGAUCACGCAUCGCAGAAAGGACUGUUCCGGCCCCCGCUUAACUACCGGACCUACUGCUACUCCACACGCACAAUCAGCUACACAUCCUCGGACUCUCUCACUCAUCUCCGUCCAUCAUCGCCAAACUCUCCUAACCGCCCUCCUCCGCCCAAUCUUUCCCCUUCCCUCUCCGAUCCAUCAUGGGUCAAACCCUCUCCGAGCCCGUCGUCGAAAAGCACUCGGGCAGUGGACAAGAUGACCGCAUCUUCUACGGAAUCUCCUGCAUGCAAGGAUGGCGCAUCAGCAUGGAGGAUGCCCACGCAACCAUCCUCGACCUGCAACCCCUUGAGGGCGACGACCUGAAGCCCGCCGCAUCCGACGUUCGCAUCAGCUUUUUCGGUGUUUAUGACGGCCACGGUGGAGACAAAGUCGCACUAUACACUGGUGAAAAUCUGCACAAGAUCAUUGCAAAGCAGGAGGCUUUCAAGAACAAGGACUUCGAGCAGGCCCUCAAGGACGGCUUCCUUGCCAUCGACAGAGCCAUCCUCAGUGACCCCAGAUAUGAAGAGGAAGUCUCCGGAUGUACCGCCACUGUCGGCAUCGUCACCCAUGACAAGAUCUACGUCGGAAACGCUGGUGACUCCAGAACUGUGCUCGGCGUGAAGGGAAGAGCGAAGCCUCUUUCUUUCGACCACAAGCCCCAAAACGAAGGUGAGAAGGCAAGAAUCUGCGCCGCUGGUGGCUUCGUCGACUUCGGUCGUGUCAACGGCAACCUCGCCCUGUCCCGUGCCAUUGGCGACUUCGAAUUCAAGAAGAGCGCCGAUCUGCCCCCUGAGCAGCAAAUCGUCACCGCCUACCCUGACGUGACCGUUCACGACCUUUCCGACGAUGACGAGUUUAUUGUGCUUGCAUGUGAUGGUAUCUGGGAUUGCCAGUCGUCGCAAGCCGUUAUCGAGUUCGUCCGUCGCGGAAUCGCCGCAAAGCAGGAGCUCUCGGCCAUCUGCGAAAACAUGAUGGACAACUGUCUGGCCUCGAGCAGCGAGACCGGCGGCGUUGGCUGUGACAACAUGACUAUCUCGGUUGUUGCUCUGCUCAACGGCAAGUCGAAGGAUGAGUGGUACCAAAUGAUUGCGGACAGAGUCGCCAACGGAGACGGACCUUGCGCACCCCCAGAGUACGCCGAGUUCAAGGGACCUGGUGUGCACCACCGCUUUGACAACGACAGCCCGGAUGACUACGACUUGGACCACAUGAACCAGCACUCGCGCAUGAGCAGCGGCCAGCCCGGCCGUGUCAUCCUUCUUGGAGAUGGCACUGAAAUCAUGACCGACUCUGGAGAGAACGACACAGACAUGUUCGACCAGAGUGAUGAUGAGGAAAAGGACCUUGCCAGCCAGGUCAGCAAGGGACAAGAUGAAGGCAAGAAUGGAUCACAAGAGCAGGCCAAGCAGGGCACCGGAGAGACAUCAACACCCGCAGAGCCCAAGAUGGGUGGUGUCCGUGAUUCAGCAUGAAAUGGUGGACAAUGACAGACGAUUCGGGACACGGAUAUGACGAUAUAAGCUUUCUUCCCACAUUCAAGGCAGUUCAGGGGGCU
This is a messenger RNA of Aureobasidium pullulans EXF-150, 1584 nucleotides long. RefSeq names its product protein phosphatase. Lineage: Eukaryota; Fungi; Ascomycota; Dothideomycetes; Dothideales; Saccotheciaceae. Gene Ontology annotation, molecular function: cation binding; protein serine/threonine phosphatase activity. The transcript has 7 exons. The record is from RefSeq and is a predicted model, not a curated record. Bases 188 to 1501 code for a protein of 437 amino acids. Gene Ontology annotation, biological process: protein dephosphorylation.